UAAUAAUUAAAAAACUUACUCACCGUCUGUCUCUAACUAUAGUCUGUGUGAUCAAGGAAGCUUCUCCGUUAACAGGUGUGCCUGAAAAACAAGUUGUUUUGAUGUUACAAAAAAAUGGGCUAUGGAAUUCAAAGAUUGGUAUGCUUUGGGGGAGUAAUGUUAGCCGUUUUCAUUAUAUAUCGGUAUCUUGAAUUUCCUUAUGGUGACGUUAUAACACCUUUGUUUUCGGCUAGCAGUAUUUGUAAAACCAAAACCGGAAGCUUCCCACACGAAAAGCCAUCUCAAAUUUCCGAAAUAUUAGGGGAAAUAACACAAGAUACUAAUAGUACUGGCAGCAGUUACUCUAUAGAUUAUGCCAAUAGUACUACUUUAGCCGCUCCCAUAUAUCGUUUUAACGUUUCUGUAUAUGACAGAAAUGUGUCAAAUUCGGUUCAAAACUUAAAAAAAGAUGAGGCACUAACAAAAAGACUUGUCCCGUUGGUCAAUUUAUCUUCUGUGACAGAAGUCUCUCAUAAGAAGCAAAAGGGAAAUGUAGUGUCGAUUUCUGAGAUGUAUGAUAUUUUAGUACACAACCGUGCCUCUUCUCGUUCUAUGAAACCUCAGUGGCCUUCAAAAGUUGAUCAAGAAUUACUAGAAGCAAAGUUGCUAAUAGAGAAUGGCCCGGUCAAGGGAGAUGAUCAUACCCUUUAUCCUUCUGUGUUCCGUAAUAUUUCAGUAUUUAGGAGGAGUUAUGAAUCAAUGGAAAAGACUCUCAAGGUUUACAUAUAUAAAGAGGGAGAGAAACCGAUAUUCCACCAGCCAGAGGCGGCUAUGAAAGGAAUAUAUGCAUCCGAGGGAUGGUUCAUGAAGCAAAUGAAAGCAAGCAAAAGAUUUGUUACUAUAAAACCAAAACAAGCCCAUUUAUUCUACAUUCCUUAUAGCUCAAAAAUGCUGAAAGCAACUCUGUCUCCCAACUCUUAUAAUCGAGAAAGUGUGGUGCCAUACUUGAAGAAAUACCUUGAUAUGAUUGCAGGGAGAUACAGUUUCUGGAAUAGAACCAACGGGGCCGACCAUUUCCUUGUUGCCUGUCACGAUUGGGCUGCAGAUGAAACAAGACAGUUCAUGAGUACUUGCAUACGAGCCAUUUGCAACACAGAUGUUGAAAAAGCAGGUUUUGAAUUGGGAAAAGACGUUUCUCUCCCAGAAACAAACGUUCGUUACACUCAAAGUCCAUUAAAAAACAUUGGAGGUAAACCUCCUUCAAAACGCAAGGUUUUUGCUUUCUUUGCAGGCAAAAUGCACGGUUACCUUCGCCCAAUACUAUUACGCCACUGGGAAAACAAAGAUCCUGACAUGAAAAUAUUCAGAAAACUGCCAAAAGUCAAAGACGACCAAAACUAUGUUGACUAUAUGAAGAGUAGUAAGUUUUGCAUAUGUGCCAAAGGUUCUGAAGUCAAUAGUCCUAGAGUUGUGGAAGCCAUCUUUUAUGAAUGUGUUCCUGUGAUUAUGUCUGACAAUUUUGUGCCCCCUUUUUUCGAGGUUUUAGAUUGGGAAUCAUUUGCAGUUUUCAUUCGGGAGAAGGAUAUUCCAGAUCUGAAACAUAUCCUUCUUUCGAUUCCAAACAAGAAGUAUUUGCAAAUGCAUCAAAGGGUUAAAGAGGUACAACAACAUUUUCUUUGGCAUGUUAAGCCAGUUAAAUAUGACAUCUUUCAUAUGAUACUACAUUCAAUAUGGUAUACUAGAGUUCUUAGAGUAAACCCAAGGUGAUUAUAUACAUUUUGACUUAUUCAGAUGUCUUAUAAAUACACAUUACAGAUUUGGUACUAUACAAUAUAAACUAAAAUGAAGUUCACAGUGUUUUUUAAGUUGUAUUUAGCUAUUUCAUAAUAUGUUAAAACGCAAAGUGUAGCUUGGUUCAAUACUAUAAAAGUAAAGUUGAAACAUGUCUCACCUAUGUUGUUUUGGUUGUCAUAGUUCACUCUACAUGUAUAUGAUACAAUCUAGUCAUUUGAACAACCAAAAUUAUGUCUUCCCUUGAAUGUGGAGUGUGAUUGUUAUUUAUUAAUUGUUAAAUGAAGGUUUUCGUGCACUUCUAUAAUUAAAGUUUCUUGUGUGCAUAAAUAAUAAAAUUCAAGGGUGGGCAACCGCCAUUGGGGCUGUAGCCAUAAUAUCAGCGUAAUACACUCUUUUUUGUAUGACUAUUAUGGACCAGCAUACAAAAGUACCAGCAUACAAAAGUACAAAACUGACAGUAGGUGAAGCGGCCAUCACCCCAGACCUUUAAUUAGUCGUGUAUGCUUACGAAACAAACAUAUUCAGCUCCCGUGUAUUGUGAGAGCACAAUUUUAGACCUAGACUUCUAGUUUCUCUCCACCAGAGAGGAUUAAAAGUUUAAAACACUAAAAGAAGAAGACGUCUUCCCCAAGGUUCAGCGUACCGCAUUAUCAUGGUGAGCAAAUGGCGUGAUUGGAUCAUUAACCUUCUGAGGGUAUUACAUGAAUAGCAUACGUAGACAUUUUGGUUCCUUGUUUUGGCAUGUAAACUCUCGGGUCUCCACCUUGGAGCCAUCGUGUAAAUAUGUUUGCGUAGUAGACAUCAAUGAGAGAUUUUGCUUUGCUGAUCAA
Erigeron canadensis is the source of this 2603-nucleotide messenger RNA. Its product is annotated as probable glycosyltransferase At5g03795. NCBI's taxonomy places the organism in Eukaryota, Viridiplantae, Streptophyta, Magnoliopsida, Asterales, Asteraceae. The record is from RefSeq and is a predicted model, not a curated record. The coding region runs from base 115 to 1746 and encodes 543 amino acids. Gene Ontology annotation, molecular function: glycosyltransferase activity. The transcript is spliced from 5 exons.